CUCUCUCUCUCUCUCUCUCUCUCUCUCUCUCUCUUCUUUCACUGAACAGUCUCACGAGCAAAGCGAAAGACCGUUGCUUAAUUAAUGUCACUCUCUUCCUCUUCAUCAUCAUCCUCGUCUUCUCAGAAGACAUGGAUUGUACACGGAAUCUUAGCCGGAACAGCGAUCGCAGCAGCGAUUGGCGCACGUGCCUAUCUGAGUGGAUCCAGGAAAUUCCGGAGCCGGGUCGUCGGGAUCAUCCCCGCCCGUUACGCUUCCUCUCGAUUCGAGGGCAAGCCUCUCGUGAAAAUCCUCGGCAAACCCAUGAUCCAGAGAACUUGGGAGAGAUCGAAGUUAGCUUCUACACUUGAUCACGUUGUUGUAGCAACGGAUGAUGAAAGGAUUGCGGAUUGCUGUCGUGGGUUUGGUGCUGAUGUCAUCAUGACUUCAGAGUCUUGCAGAAACGGUACUGAGCGGUGCAAUGAAGCGCUAGAAAAGCUGGAGAAGAAGUAUGAUGUGGUUGUUAACAUUCAAGGAGAUGAACCACUCAUUGAGCCUGAGAUUAUAGACGGUGUUGUCAAAGCACUUCAGUUAGCACCUGAUGCAGUGUUUAGCACAGCCGUGACUUCAUUGAAACCAGAAGACGGACUUGAUCCUAACCGAGUCAAGUGUGUGGUAGACAACCGUGGCUACGCUAUCUAUUUUUCCCGGGGUUUGAUUCCUUAUAACAAGAGUGGUAAAGUCAAUCCAGACUUCCCUUACAUGCUUCAUCUUGGAAUACAGAGCUUUGAUUCGAAGUUUCUCAAAGUAUACUCGGAGCUUCAACCAACACCAUUGCAGCUAGAAGAGGAUCUAGAGCAGCUUAAAGUCCUUGAAAAUGGCUACAAAAUGAAGGUUAUAAAGGUGGAUCAUGAAGCUCAUGGAGUUGAUACACCUGAUGAUGUCGAAAAAAUUGAAUCUUUAAUGCGGGAAAGAAACCUCCUCUAGACCACAUAAUACAGAGAUCUUGCUUUCAAACUUUAUAAUUGGAUCGCCUUUCCUUGUUUUACUCAGUGACUUAUCAAUGAAAUUUAGGGACUUCCAGUAGAUAUUAUAUACUUUGUAAUUCAAUUCAAUUCUUUGCACACUUGUUAACUUGUGCCUAUUUUUUUGUAAUUUUAUGUGGUAGGACUUGUGCU
Raphanus sativus (radish) is the source of this 1157-nucleotide messenger RNA. RefSeq names its product 3-deoxy-manno-octulosonate cytidylyltransferase, mitochondrial. The transcript is spliced from 8 exons. Gene Ontology annotation, cellular component: cytosol. Gene Ontology annotation, molecular function: 3-deoxy-manno-octulosonate cytidylyltransferase activity. The record is from RefSeq and is a predicted model, not a curated record. Bases 85 to 966 code for a protein of 293 amino acids. Lineage: Eukaryota; Viridiplantae; Streptophyta; Magnoliopsida; Brassicales; Brassicaceae.